Messenger RNA from Eucalyptus grandis, 1962 nucleotides. Its product is annotated as disease resistance protein RUN1-like. NCBI's taxonomy places the organism in Eukaryota, Viridiplantae, Streptophyta, Magnoliopsida, Myrtales, Myrtaceae. The record is from RefSeq and is a predicted model, not a curated record. Gene Ontology annotation, molecular function: ATP hydrolysis activity; ADP binding. Bases 216 to 1391 code for a protein of 391 amino acids. Gene Ontology annotation, biological process: defense response; signal transduction. The transcript has 4 exons.
GAAGGAAAAUUGGUUAGAGAAGUUGUCGACGAAGUUAUGAUCAAGCUAAAUGGAACCAAAAGGAUUAUGAGCUCGAUAGACAAUAAUGAAGUUGGAACCAAAAAGCCAAAAGCAAAGGCGUGUGAAGUGUUCUUAAGCUUUAGGGGGAAGACACUCGCGAAGGCUUUACCAGUUAUCUCUAUACUAUCCUUGUGGAUGCAGGAAUUCACGUGUUCAUGGAAGAUGAUGAACUCCGUGUUGGUGAGCAGAUUGGUUCGAAGCUUUUCGGCAGCAUUAUGCAAUCGAAGAUUGCAAUCCCAAUUAUCUUAGAGGAUUACGCUUCCAGCCAAUGGUGCCUUCGCGAGCUGGUUUUGAUGUUGGAUUGCAUGAAAAAUGAAGGGCAAAAAGUGUUUCCCGUAUUUUACAAAGUGGAAGUCCCGCAUGUGCGAAAUAGUGGAGGGAGAUACAAGGUUGCUUUUGAUAAGUGGAAAAAGAAGUUGGGUGAAAAAGUUGUGGAGGAAUGGAAAGAAGCGCUUCGAGAAGUCUGUUCCUUGAGAGGAUGGCAGUCAGAGAAAGAUGAGAAUGGGUAUGAAGGAGCAUUGGUAAAAACAAUUGUCGAAGAAGUUAGGAGCGAGUUAUAUGGAACUUCUCAGCUAAUAAAAGAGUUGAUGGGAAUUGACGAACGUGUGGAACAAAUUACGAGCUGGAUAGAUGUUAAAUUUAAUGAUACAAGGAUUGUCGGAAUUUGGGGAAAUAUUGGCGUCGGUAAAACAACUCUUGCGAGGGUCCUGUACAACAAGCUUUCUAUUCAUUUCAAACAUCUUAGCUUUGUGGCAAAUAUUCGAGAAACAUCUCUACACAAGGGUAUUGAAUGUCUGCAAAGGCAGCUCAUUGACGAUAAACUAAGGAGUCCAAACGACGUGUCUAUCGACAAAAUCAGUGUCAUCAAGUCUCAAUUUAUGAAUAAGAAAGUUCUUGUACUACUUGAUGAUAUAGAUGCCAUUACUGAUUUUAAUGCUUUGAUUGGAGACAUUAGUUGGGUUAAAGCAGGAAGUAUAGUCAUCGUCACAACGAGAAACAAGAAAUUUAUCGAUGAGGCUAAGGUGGACCAUAAGUACGAAGUCAAUAAGUUGACUCUGAAUGAAUCAUUGAUUUUAUUUAGUAGACAUGCAUUUCAAAAGGAUUAUCCUAUUAAAGGUUAUGAGAUUCUCUCUCAUAGUAUCGUAUCCAUAACAGCUGGACUUCCCUUGGCUCUUAAAGUUAUAGGUUCUUGUUUAUAUGAACAGAGCAGAGGAGUAUGGAAUAAUAUAUCAAAGAAAUUAAUGGAAGUGCCUCAUCAGCAAGUACAAGAGAUGUUGAGGAUAUGUUAUGAAGAAUUAGAUGAUAUGGAGCAACAAUUUUUUUGGAUAUAGCAUGUUUUCUUAUUGGAUCAUCUAAGCAGAGUCCUACUUAUAUGUGGGAUGCCUGUGGUUUUUUCCCGAGAAAUGGGAUUGAAGUAUUGAGUCGUAUGUCUUUAAUUGAGAUUGACGAAGAUGACAAGCUAAGGAUGCAUGAUCAACUGAGAGAUCUGGGACAGAAAAUUGUUCAUCUAGAAAAUCCAAAGGAACCACAAGAGCGUAGCAGAUUAUGGAAAUAUGAAGAAGCAGCGUAUGUGCUUGACAGCAACAAGGGCACUUGUAAGAUUGAGGCCCUUCGUUUUGACGAAUAUGGCUACAAAAGAAGCUACAAUGGUGAACAAUUUAAAGAACUAGCCCACUUGAGGUACCUUCAAGUGUGUGGUGGGAAUUUCAUUGGAGAUUUUCAAAAUUUACUUCCUCAAUUAAGAUGGCUUCAAUGGGAGCGUUGUCCCUCGAAUUUCGAAGCGGCCAAUUUUCAUCCAAAAAAAUUAGUCAUGCUCAAUCUAUCGUGGAGUGAGAUUUCAGAGGAUUGGGGAGGAUGGGAUCCACUGAAGAUGGCAACCCAGCUCAAAGUUCUCAACCUUAC